Hippoglossus stenolepis (Pacific halibut) is the source of this 8798-nucleotide messenger RNA. It is a transcript of the gene nrcama, whose product is annotated as neuronal cell adhesion molecule a. Gene Ontology annotation, biological process: cell-cell adhesion; brain development. The record is from RefSeq and is a predicted model, not a curated record. The transcript has 34 exons. Gene Ontology annotation, molecular function: cell-cell adhesion mediator activity. Lineage: Eukaryota; Metazoa; Chordata; Actinopteri; Pleuronectiformes; Pleuronectidae. Bases 413 to 4399 code for a protein of 1328 amino acids.
UGUGCGCUCUUCACCGGGGCAUAGACGAUCUCGGGCCGGAGCUGGUUUUGACAGCAGCGGGGAGCUGGUGAGGAGGAGAGCCGAGGAUCCGUGUGGACCACAGCUUGCUGCUGCAGCGGCUGAGGGGGACGGACACACACAUACACGCACACACACACCGGGCACGGCCCCUCAAGACACGCACAUACACACGCCUCAUCAUUCUCUACAGCAUCAACACACACACACACCCUCACACACACAUUCAGUGCUGCUGCUGCUGCUGCUGGGGGAGGAAACAGGAGCCGGUUUGCAGACGGUUUCAACAACCUUCUGAGGACCAACAGUGGCUGAAGUUAAAUCCUCACAGACGUCUUCACCGUGUCGACCACCGUACCUGCUGUUAGAAUCUGGAAAAAAGGUCUUCACCACGAUGCAUCCGACCACGGACAGAAACAGGAAGUGGCUGCCUGGUUUUGGAGCUAUGCUAUUGGUACUCUUGAGUCGAGUGACUUCAGCGCUAGAAGUGCCUCUUGAUCCUAAAGUACUGGAAGGAUUGCCCCAACCUCCCACUAUAACGCUACAGUCCCCGAAGGAUUACAUCUUUGAUCCGCGGGAGAACAUCGUCAUCCACUGUGAGGCCAAGGGGAAGCCGACUCCCAGCUUCUCCUGGACGAGAAACGGCACACACUUCGACGUGGAGAAAGACUCCAAAGUCCUGGUCAAGCCCGGCUCAGGAACUCUCGUCAUCGACAUCAGCGGCGAAAAGGCGGAGGCUUACGAGGGAACAUAUCAGUGCACAGCCCAUAAUGAGCACGGCACGGCUGUAUCCAACAACAUCGUCAUCAGACAGUCCAGGUCCCCCCUGUGGUCGAAGGAGAGAAAUGAAGCCAUCACUGUGCAGAUGGGGGUCUCCCUGGUGCUGCAGUGCCGGCCCCCUGCUGGGCUGCCCCCUCCUGUCAUCUUCUGGAUGGAUAACAAUUUUCAGAGGCUGCAGCUGGACAAACGAGUGUCCCAGGCCCUGAACGGAGAUUUGUACUUUUCCAACGUUCUCCAAGAAGACACCAGGAGCGACUACAUCUGCUACGCCCGCUUCCCCCACACGCAGACGAUCCAGCAGAAACAGCCCAUCUCCGUCACCGUGCUCAACAUGGAAACAAUGAAUGAGACUGUGGCUGCUUUAUACAAUAUCACUGAGUUCUAUAGUGACAGCCCAGAGGGGGAGCGUCGUCCGGGGUUCAUGAUGCCUCUGGGCCCCACCAGUACCAAGAUGGUCCUGAGAGGAGAGACUCUGGAGCUGGAGUGCAUCGCCGAGGGCCUGCCCACUCCAGAGAUGUCGUGGCAGAAGGACGGAGGUGAGCUGCCGGGCAGCAGGACGUCCUUUCAGAACUUCAAGAAAACACUGAAGAUUUCAGACGUGAAUGAAGCAGACGGAGGCGACUACCGCUGUACGGCGGCAAACAACCUGGCCACUGUAUACCACAUCAUCAAGGUCACUGUCAAAGCGGCUCCUUUCUGGGUCAGCGCUCCCAGGAACCUGGUCCUCGCCCCGAAUGAGACCGGCAUCCUGACCUGCCGUGUCAGUGGAGAACCCAAACCCAAAAUCAGCUGGUUUGUCAACGGAGUCCCCAUAGAAAAUGCUCCUGAGGACCACACUCGCAAGGUGGAGGACGACACCGUGAUUCUCAGCAAUGUGCAGUCAGGAUCCAGCGCCGUCUACCAGUGUAACGCAUCCAAUGAGUUUGGCUACCUGAUGGCCAACGCUUUUGUCAGUGUUCUCGCUGAAGCACCAAGAGUACUCACUCCCCCCAACCGAGUGUACCAGGUCAUCACCAACAACCCUGCACUACUUCACUGUUCCUGCUUUGGCUCGCCAAUACCAACCAUCACAUGGUUCAAAGACAGUCAGACCAGCAUUAAAAAUGGCGACCCGUAUGUGAUCCAUGAGAACGGCACACUGGAGAUCCACGUGGCCCAGCCGCGAGACAGCGGGAAGUACACCUGCAUUGCCACCAACAACCUGGGGAUCAAGGAGAACCACGUGUUCCUGGAGGUUAAAGUGUCAACUCGUAUCCUGAAGCAGCCGGAGUACAAGGUGGUGCAGAGAGGAAUGAGCGCUGUGUUCGAGUGUAAAGUCAAACACGACCCCUCCCUCAUUCCCACCAUGACUUGGCUCAAAGAUAACGGAGAACUGCCAGAUGACGAGAGGUUUGAGGUGGACACAGACAGUCUGACCGUCAAACAUGUGACUGAUGAAGACGAGGGCACCUACACCUGCAUCAUGAACACGACCCUGGACCGGGACUCUGCCAGUGCAAUGCUGACUGUCGUCGAGGCAACGCCUACUCCGGCUAUUGUCCACGAAAAACCCGACGCUCCGACCGACCUGGAACUGACCGACCAGACGGACAGAAGCGUUCAGCUCAGCUGGAUCCCUGGAGAUGAUCACAACAGCCCCACACAGAAGUUUUUGAUCCAAUACGAGGAUCUGCUCCAUCAGCCGGGACUGUGGAUCAACCUGACCGAGGUUGCGGGCACCGGCACAACAGCCCAGUUGAAGCUUUCCCCGUUCGUCUACUACUCUUUUAGGGUGCUGGCUCAGAACCUCGUGGGCUACAGCGGCCCCAGCCAGCCUUCGCGCCAAUACAGGACCAACCCUGCAGCUCCUGAUGAAAAUCCAUCAGAUGUUCGGGGAGUAGGAACAGAGUCUGACAACCUGGUCAUCUCCUGGACACCACUGACUGGGUUCCAGUCCAAUGGGCCUGGUUUGGAGUACAAAGUGCUGUGGAGACAGAAGGACAUGGACGGGGACUGGUCGUGGAAGAACGUGGCCAACAUCUCCCGUUUUGUCGUGACGGGAAUCCCAACCUUUGUGCCGUUUGAAAUCAAAGUUCAAGCGAUGAACGAUUACGGCAGCGGACCUGAGCCCGAAGUGUUGAUUGGGUACUCAGGAGAAGACUUGCCGCUGUCUGCUCCUGAGAGCGUGCAGGUCAUGGUUCAUAACAGCACGCUAGCAGAAGUGCAUUGGGAGCCUGUGUCUUUCCCUUCAGUAAGAGGGAAACUACAGGGAUACAAGGUGUACUAUCAUCGUGAGCGCGGCUUGCAUGAGACAGAGAAGAUGACGGAUGAGGAGGAGCAGGCUUUGACGUUCAGCGGGAACCGUAGCGAGGGCCGUCUGCCGGGCCUGCAGCCUUACAGCCUCUACAUACUCUUCAUCAGGGUCGUUAAUAGCAGAGGAGAGGGGCCUCAGAGUCCAAGCAAGACGUUUGAGACACCCGAGGGAGUCCCAGAUCCUCCUUCUUUUCUGAGAAUCCUGAACCACAGUCUGGACUCUCUCACCCUGGAGUGGGGCCCACCAAUGAACAAUAACGGACGCCUCGCUGGAUUUACACUGAAGUACCAACCAGUCAACACCACCAAUGAACUGGGACCAGUCAAGAUCAUGACGUUCCUGGCCAACGAGACCACGAUCACCCUGAGCAGCCUGAACUCCAGCAUGCUCUACAAGUUUUACUUAAGUGCAAAGACAAUCAAAGGCUCUAGCCACUUCAUCACAAAAGAAGCCUUCACAGUCAUGGACACAGCUCAUACUCAGCCCCCUGUAGAAUCGGGCAAAGGCCCCACAGAGCCCCCCCACCCAACUAUCCCCAUCACUCAGUCUCUGCCUCCCCCGUUUCACAAGGCGCCUCCUGUAGGCCCUGCGUUUGGCAAUGUUAACACGUCUGUAUCGGAGGAUGGGGCGGCGAUCAGUUGGGAAUACUUUGGACACCAUAAGAAUGUAUUUGUGGAAUAUAUGGUAGAAAACAGCAAAGACGACUGGGAAAAGGAGUUGGUAAACAGUUCACACUCUCAUAUGAUAAAAGGUUUAAAGCCCGGGACGUCCUAUAGGGUGCGUGUGGUCGCUAGAGACCCGGCUGACCCGACGGUCCACAGCACAGACGAAGUGUUGGUUACGGUUCCAGCCGUGCCCAGCCGACAGGUCGACAUCGCCACCCAGGGCUGGUUUAUUGGACUCAUGUGUGCCAUCGCCCUCCUCAUCUUGGUCCUCCUCAUUGUGUGCUUCAUCAAGAGGAACAAAGGUGGCAAAUAUCCAGUGAAAGAGAAAGAAGACGCUCACCAAGACCCUGAGAUACAACCUAUGAAGGAGGACGAUGGGACAUUUGGAGAAUACAGGUCAAUGGAGAGUGACACAGAGGACCACAAGCCGCUGAAGGGCAGCCGGACGCCGUCCAACGGGACGGUGCGCCGUGACGAGAGCGACGACAGCCUGGUGGACUACGGGGAGGGCGGGGACGGACAGUUCAACGAGGACGGCUCCUUCAUCGGCCAAUACAGCGGCAAGAAAGAGAAAGACACGCACGAAGGCAACGAGAGCUCAGAGGCACCUUCGCCCGUCAACGCCAUGAACUCGUUUGUCUAAGGGAGGGGCCCCCUCCUGAUUGCGACAGUUGCUGCUGCCGCUCCUUGUCACCCUGGCAAAUGUAACCAUUCCAGUGGUGACAGUUGCUAAGGUGACGGUCGUGGUGGAAUUAUUACAAUGCUGACCCGCCCUCAUCUCCACACCUGCCAAUCCCUGUCACACUGUGACAUCCUCCGAUCAACACACACUCAGCAGAGACCAACACCACAUCCCCCAUGACCACUGGAGGACGGCAUGAAGCGAGGGAUGUGAGGAAAACAAGAAGAGGAGGAGAGAGGAAGCAAUAUGGAAAAGCAGAAGGAAUGUACAAGAAAGAGAAUUACCACUCAGACUGAGCAGGAGUGUGGCCAAGUGUGUCUGUGUGUGGUAGUGCCAUUUAAUCUCCUUUCCAAACACACUUAACUUGAUAAAUCCAAAUAUAUAUUUAAUCAAAUUUGCCACAGACACGAAAAUAUGCAUCGACUCACAUUCACAAACAUCUGCAUGGCAGCAUUUUAACCUCGUCCUGUCACUUGAUGCACUUGUUGACUGUGUAUAACGAUAAACGGCAUGACUGCUCCCCUAAAGUGAGACCAAAGUGUCUCGAUCGCCAUCUGGUGGCCGGCUGCAGAAUAUGUCAUAAACCCCGCCUCCUCCACGUUAGUGGAUGGGACAUGAGCAAAACAAAAAAUUUGAAGUACACGUCAAAUACAUUUUUUUCAAAGAUGGAUCUCUCAUUUUAGGUAGUUCUUAUCACACUGAUGUUUGUCCAAGCUUUCGUUUUCACAAGUUAUUUUAUGCUAUAAAAGACUGACUCGCAACAGGUCGAGCGCAUGGAUCAGUGGGACCUUGCGACUCAAGGUCCAUUCCGUAAUCCUAAAUCGGGAUAUCCAGGUUUCAUUUCUGGAUUAUGGGAGGAGGCGGGGAUGAGUAAAAUACAGUUGAUGGUGCAAACCUACUAGUGACAGGAUUUUCUUUUUCAGUCAAAGUGUUAAUGGCAUCUGAUAUACAGAGAAUUACUGGCAGCGGUGUCUUUGUGGACACUACAUCUCGCAGUAGAAGCUAGAAUGUCUUUUUGAGACAGAUGAACUGUUUGUACAUAUGUAAUUGACUAAGAAAAAGGUAUAUUUCCAGGUCAGGGAUGUCCAUUUGCAGUCAUUGGAAAGCUGUUUAGAAACACUUUGAACUCAGUCGGGUCACUCCUCACACCAGCCAGCCACAACUCUCACACUGAUUUGACCUUUUUAUCCUCGUGAUUUCUCAAGAUUGCUCUUUUUGCUUUUCUUCUCACCAAACCUACGUUUCUUGUUAGCCAGCUCUAAUGGAACAACAACGCAGGUGCGGUUUAUUCAGUAUCGUCAAGUGCUUCCACCCCUGAAUCCUGGCCACUGUGUAAGCCUGGGUUUAAGGCAAUCACGGUAUUGUCCAAAACUGCUGUCCCAGCAUUGUCUCCGAUAGCAUCUCUUCUACCAUAUCUGAUACAUGCACUGGCAGAAAAAAGAGAAAAGCUUAUUGCAUGUAGAGGUUCACUGAGAGUACACAUGGUAGUUUCCAAGUAUUUAGAUGUUGAUGAUCAAGAACCUGUUAGCAUGGUUUCUAGUGCCUUUGUAGAGAACAAUGACUUGGAUCCAUAGCUAUACCCCUCUUCAUGCACAGUCCAUGAACGCAACACAUAGAAAAAUACCACCCCACUUUACUGAAAUGGCCGUUGCAGAGUAUUCAAAGCUCCACAUUAUUAAGGAUAAUUUAUGCUCAACGUUAGAUACAGAUACGGACAGAGCUUUCUGUUACCCGUUAAUUUUGUCCAUAUUUGUGCACGUCUUCUGAAAGCUUAUGGAGACGGAGGAAACAGACAAAUUGGAGCAGUAACACCAGAAAUCGUCGGGGGUGUAGCCAGUAGUUCAAGCGAGAUGGCCAUAGGACAUGAGGAAGUAUGUGGAAUGCAUAUCUUGCACACCAUUCAUCUGAUUGGCUUCGCAUUUGGCAUGUCUAUUGUAAAUUGCCCAUAGCGGACUGAGACACAGAAGGGUUGACCUACGACAGAGGCUGAUCUCCGUCAUGGCAACAACAUUCACUGAAUCAUUUCCUCUUUGGCAAUUUGUCUACAAAGCAAAAGCACAACGUUUGUUUUGUUGCUGCAAUGCUUAAUACUGAGCUGAAUUAUAGAGCUGUUAUUUUGGAAUGUUGUGAAAAAGCUAAUUCAGUUUCAUUUUAUGAAAAACAGACUAUAAAAUCCUAAUUGCAGAUAAACCUGGUAGGAUGAACCGAUCAUUCUGCACCGUAGACUGUGCACACAAACAAUAAAAAGUGUCAGCAUAUUGUAAAACUGUUUGAGGACGACUCUGUAAUGACGAGGAACAAUUCUGAAGUAGAAUCUGGAGCAUUAACACAGGACAAGCUAAUAGGCAGAUUUAGAACGGGCACUGCACUAGUUUCAGCAACAAUGCUACUUCACCAAGGCCCAGGUACAAACUCUCUUAAGAGGUACAUUAUCGCAACCUCCUCCAUCUUUUCUUGUCGGAAACUCUUGCCUCUGGGCUGCCCUCUAGUGGCUGUAUUGCUUUAACAACCAUGCCAACGUAAAGGACGCAUGGAAGUAGGCCUACGUGGGCAGUGAUGGCUACAUCUCUUGUUGUAUGUAAAGGCAGCAUAAGUAAGCCUUAAGGGAAUAUUCAAUUUAAAGCCCUUUAUUGUGAGCAGUAUAGCCUCUUUGAGUCUUAUUAUGGGGUCCAGGGUGCGUAAACAGAGCUGAAACUGAUCUAACUGAAGAAUUAUUGAUAACAUCUUUUUUCACAGGUACUUCUGAGGAACAAUUUUCAACUAAAGGUUGUAAUGGUCUCGUUGACAAUCAUGUUAGCCAGCAUUUGUCAGCCCAUUUGCAAAGCGCCCAACUCAUACUUACAAUGAAGAAUUAAAGACGGAGCAAAUGUGCCGAAUAUUAAAAUGCAGGUAGCCUGAGGUCACAUCACGGACACCGAAUGAGAUGCCAUCACGCAUUAAUUUCAAACAUUCUCCUUUCAAACCCAUUCACCUUAAGGAGGAUGUGCAGCUGUGCUCAGCACCACUGCCAACGCACUCACCAGGUAACUGCCAAUGGGAACCAGACUCAACUUUCUGGUACAGACUACUAUAAAAAACAAAAAAAUGGGACUCACUGUCACUGGUUGCACUUAGAGAAGAAGGGGUUGGGAAAAUGAAUUAAUGAAUGUGGAAACAAGUGUAUCUGUUUAUGUGAAUGAAAAUAUUGCUUGUUUCACUUCAAAUGGUAGACACACUGGUGACUUUGGUUUAUGCAUUUAACCUUAUAUCUGUGUAUGUCGUCACGAUCCGAGCGCAGCACUCAGUGAGUUUUAUAUUACUGUAAAAGAACGAAGCUUGUGUGUGAAUGUUUGGGUGAGCGAGUGUGUGUGUGGGUGUGUGUGUGUGUGUGUGUGUGUGCAGCACAUGCAUGCUACUAUGUUAAAGCGUGCGUCAUUAUAAUAUUGAUUUCUCAUCCCAUGAAUAAUUCUGACACGAGACGAGCAGUCUGUGCCCACUCAACAGGAGACACAAGACUCCCCCCGCCCCCGAGAACAUUUCCAUGUCUUCAUUUUAUCAUAACUUGCAUCAAGUUUUUUGGUUGCAACGUGUCAGCUUUCCACAUGUAGAUAUUUCUGUUGUAUUCUGUAAACAAUGGCUUGAAUUGAGCAUAGAUGUGUUGAGGUCAGAGGUGAGAGCUUGGCCUCAUGCAUUAGGGAUAAGGGAGGGUGAAAAAUGGUUUUGUGUGACAUGAGACCACUUACAGUUUUCACUCUUUUUCUUUCUUUUAUUUGCCGUGAAAUUUUACUAUUUAUUUCUUCUUUUUAAACUUGUCAGGUGAAUUUGCUCAUUGUUUAGCUGUUCAGGUAUCAAAAGGAGAUUAUUUAACUUGUGACUGAGCUCUCGUGACACCUGUCUCGUUUCUGUCUCUGACCGUUCAUGCACCUUUUCUGUAUUUUUUUCUUCUAAAAAAAAAAAAAAAGGCACACACUUAAACAGGAUUUAUCAUUUCAAACUAAUUCCUGCAUCUAAUUUAGGACAACAUCCAGUGUGUGGAAGCAGAAUGUUGGAAAGCUGUCGUCUUAAAUUAGACGUCUCCUGAAACUGACACAUCCUUUGUUAAGAGUGUACAAAAAAAACACAAGUGUAAUUUGGAGCAUUCUGAGCCGGCAUGGACAGAUAAUCAUACUGACACAACAGGGUGUGAAUAGUGACUGAACAUGCAGUAGGAUAUACAGUAUAUGAUAUGGUAUAAUAUGACAUUCUGGUUAAUGUUGAAGCUACAUGAAAAGCAUGAAAGGCUGUUAAAAUGGUUUACUCUACAGUAUAAUAUUGCAAAAUAUUUUGUAUUUUAAAUGAAGUAAAAAAAAAAAGAAAUAAAUGUUGGUUUCAGGAUUUCAAA